Gadus macrocephalus (Pacific cod) is the source of this 6430-nucleotide messenger RNA. RefSeq names its product sodium bicarbonate cotransporter 3-like. Gene Ontology annotation, biological process: bicarbonate transport; regulation of intracellular pH; monoatomic anion transport. Lineage: Eukaryota; Metazoa; Chordata; Actinopteri; Gadiformes; Gadidae. The transcript has 26 exons. The coding region runs from base 192 to 3929 and encodes 1245 amino acids. The record is from RefSeq and is a predicted model, not a curated record. Gene Ontology annotation, molecular function: monoatomic anion transmembrane transporter activity; solute:inorganic anion antiporter activity; sodium:bicarbonate symporter activity. Gene Ontology annotation, cellular component: apical plasma membrane; plasma membrane; basolateral plasma membrane.
AUAAACAGAUGAGCAGAGCAAGAGGGAGCAGACUGGUGCUGUAGUAUCUCUUGGCUCACACACAUACAAGUGCACACAUUCAUUUCAACUUGUGUUCACGCAUCCUUUAAAUAGAAGAAAGGAACAGAGAGAGAGAGGAGGGUACUGGCUCCUACUGCAGUUGCCGUAGUCUCGCUCAUGAUUUAACCCAAAUGGAGGGACAGAGAGAAGGGGAGCACGUGCUCACGGGUCUAGACGAGGAGGCUAUCGUGGACCUUGGGAAGACCAGCUCCACCACCAACACCAACUAUGAGACUGAAGAGCUGGAAAGUCACAGGGCGGUGUACGUCGGCGUCCACGUCCCCCUGGGUCGAGAGAGGAGAGGCAGGCACCGCCACCGCGGACAUCGACACCACCGCAAGAAACGGGACAGGGAUGCAGAGGAGGGGAAAGAGGACGGCAGGGAGUCGCCGUCUUACGACACCCCGUCCCAGCGGGUGCAGUUCAUCCUGGGCACGGAGGACGACGACGCAGAACACGUGCCCCACGACCUUUUCACUGAGCUGGACGAGCUGUCCUUCAGGCAAGGCAGCCACACGGAGUGGAAGGAGACGGCCAGGUGGCUGAAGUUUGAGGAGGACGUGGAGGACGGUGGGGAGAGGUGGAGCAAGCCCUACGUGGCCACGCUGUCCCUCCACAGUCUGUUCGAGCUGCGGAGCUGCAUCCUCAACGGCACCGUCAUGCUGGACAUGAGGGCCAACACCAUAGAGGACAUCGCAGACAUGCUGAUCGACAGCAUGGUGGCAUCGGGCCAGCUGAAGGAGGAGCUGCGCUUCAAGGUGCGGGAGGCCAUGCUCAAGAGGCACCACCACCAGAACGAACGCAAGCUCAGCAACCGCAUCCCGCUGGUGCGCUCCAUCGCCGACAUCGGCAAGAAGCACUCCGACCCGCAUUUGCUCGACCGAAACGGAGAGGGCCUGUCCUCCUCUCACCUCUCCCUCCAGAAGCCCGGCCCGUGCGCCGCCAUCGGCAGCCUGUCCCAGAGGCGCGAGUCGCGGGUGGCCAUUCUCCUCAACCACCUGCUGCCCUCCUCCCUGUCCUCGACCGCAGCAGCCGCCACAGGCGCCUCUCCUAUGACCACGCCCCAUAACACGCCCCCUCCCGACCGAUGCGUCUCCCAGUCCCAGCAGCACCAGGGCCACGGCGGCCGGGGCAUCCCCGAGGUGGUGGUGUCCCCCCCUGAGGACGAGCCGCCGCAGACCCCCACGGACGGGGGGAGACCACUGCCCUUAGAAGGACAUCUUGUGUCGCCCAGCUCCUGCCCCAACCUGGACACCAAAGCAGCAGAGAGGAGGUCGUCCAAAGCAGGGGUCAGUAGAGAAAGCAGCGGUUUCGACUUUAGCAAGGUGGACAUGAACUUCAUGAAGAAGAUCCCUCCCGGCGCGGAGGCCUCCAACGUGCUGGUGGGCGAGGUGGACUUCCUGGAGAAGCCCAUCAUCGCCUUUGUGCGCCUCUCACCCGCCGUCCUCAUCACGGGCCUCACCGAGGUGCCGGUGCCCACCAGGUUUCUGUUCUUGCUUCUGGGACCUCAUGGAAAAGGCCCCCAGUACCAUGAGAUUGGCAGGUCUAUGGCCACUCUCAUGACGGAUGAGAUUUUCCAUGACGUAGCCUAUAAGGCCAAGGACCGAACAGAUCUCCUCUCUGGUAUCGAUGAGUUCCUGGACCAGGUCACAGUCCUGCCUCCUGGGGAGUGGGACCCCACUAUACGCAUCGAGCCCCCCAAGAACGUCCCCUCUCAGAUGAAGAGGAAGCAGCCGUCCCAGCCCAACGGACUGGCGUCCCCGUCCCCGGGGGACAUGGAGAAGGAGGAGGAAGAGCACUCGGGACCAGAACUGCAGAGGACCGGCAGGAUAUUCGGGGGCCUUGUAUGGGACAUCAAGAGGAAACUGCCGUUCUACUGGAGUGACCUGCGGGACGCCCUGAGCCUGCAGUGCCUGGCCUCCGUCCUCUUCCUCUACUGCGCCUGCAUGUCUCCUGUCAUCACCUUCGGGGGUCUACUAGGGGAGGCCACCAAAGGCAACAUCAGUGCUAUAGAGUCUCUGUUCGGGGCCUCCCUGACCGGGGUGGCCUACUCUCUGUUUGCCGGCCAGCCACUCACCAUCCUGGGCAGCACAGGUCCCGUGUUGGUCUUUGAGAAGAUCCUCUUCAAGUUCUGCACGGACUACGGCCUGUCCUACCUCUCGCUGCGGACCAGCAUCGGGCUGUGGACGGCCUUCCUCUGCCUGGUGCUGGUGGCCACGGACGCCAGCUCGCUGGUGUGCUACAUCACCCGCUUCACGGAGGAGGCCUUUGCGGCGCUCAUCUGCAUCAUCUUCAUCUACGAGGCCCUGGAGAAGCUCUUCCACCUGGGGGAGCACUUCCCGGUCAACACGCACAACACCCUGGACAACCUCACCCUGUACUCGUGUCAGUGCAGCCAACCAGUCAACGCUUCGGCCAGCACGGUGGAGAUAUGGAACCAGACGGGCUACACCCCAGACAAUGUCCCCUGGGACAAGCUCAACGUCUCGAUGUGUAACCUGCUCCAUGGGGAGUUCACGGGCGAGGCCUGUGGUCACCACGGACCCUUCAUCCCCGACGUGCUCUUCUGGUCCAUCAUCCUCUUCUUCACCACCUUCUUCCUCUCCUCCUUCCUCAAGCAGUUCAAGACGGAGAGAUAUUUCCCCACCAUGGUGCGCUCCACCAUUAGUGACUUUGCUGUGUUCAUCACCAUCAUGGUCAUGGUGUUGGUGGACUAUCUGAUGGGCAUCCCCUCUCCUAAACUCAACGUUCCUGACCGCUUUGAGCCCACCUCCAAGAACCGCGGCUGGCUGAUGGACCCGCUGGGCGACAACCCGUGGUGGACGCUGCUGGUGGCCGUGCUGCCCGCCCUGCUCUGCACCAUCCUCAUCUUCAUGGACCAGCAGAUCACCGCCGUCAUCAUCAACCGCAAGGAGCACAAGCUCAAGAAGGGCUGCGGCUACCACCUGGACCUGACGAUCGUGGCCAUCAUGCUGGGCGUGUGCUCCAUCAUGGGCCUGCCGUGGUUCGUGGCGGCCACCGUGCUCUCCAUCUCCCACGUCAACAGCCUCAAGGUGGAGUCGGGCUGCUCGGCGCCCGGCGAGCAGCCCAAGUUCCUGGGCAUCCGGGAGCAGCGCGUCACCGGCUUCAUGAUCUUCAUGCUCAUGGGCUGCUCGGUCUUCAUGACCUCGGUGCUCAAGUUCAUUCCCAUGCCCGUGCUGUAUGGAGUGUUCCUCUACAUGGGCGUCUCUUCGCUGAAGGGCAUCCAAUUCUUCGACCGCAUCAAGCUGUUCGGCAUGCCCGCCAAGCACCAGCCCGACCUGAUCUACCUACGCUACGUGCCCCUCUGGAAGGUGCACGUGUUCACCCUGGUGCAGCUCACCUGCCUGGUGCUGCUGUGGGUCAUCAAGGCCUCGUCCGCCGCCGUGGUCUUCCCCAUGAUGGUGUUGGCGCUGGUCUUCAUCCGGAAGCUUCUGGACUUCUUCUUCACCAAGAGAGAGUUGAGCUGGCUGGAUGACCUGAUACCCGAGAGCAAGAAGAAGAAGGAGGACGACAAGAAGAAGCGAGAGCGGCAGAAACAGGAGGCUGAGGCCAGGCUGCAGGAAGAUGUGGACGCGGGGUUGAAGAUAUGUUACGAAGACGCUAAUCACCUCAGUGUUCCUGUGAAGACACUGUCGGGAAGCUCUGAUUGCGACCCCUCGGUUGUUAAUAUCUCUGAUGAAAUGGACAAAAGCGGUGCGUGGAAAGCGGUGAACGUGGGCGCAUACUCAAGUACCCAACAUGUGCAUCGUAGCGACAGCCAGGAGAAGGUGGCGUGCGUUAGAGUGGAAGUCAACCCAGACGAACCUCGCUCGCCCGGGGAAACCUCGUCAUCCGAGACCUUCUUGUGACGAAGGGGAGCAUGACACUCUCCCUCCCCCCCCUCCACCCCCUCACCCCAAUACUGCCACUCCUCAAACCUCUUCCCCCACCUCACCCCAAUACUGCCACUCCUCAAACCUCUUCCCCCACCUCACCCCAAUACUGCCACUCCUCAAACUUCUCUCCCUCCCCCCCCCUCCACCCCCCUCACCCCAAUACUGCCACUCCUCAAACCUCUUCCCCCACCUCACCCCAAUACUGCCACUCCUCAAACUUCUCUCCCUCCUCCCGCUUCACCCCAAUACUGGCACUUCUCAAACCUCUCUUCCCCCCCCCCCCCCCCCUUCCUAGCCAUGUGAGACCCUCCUCUCCACACACACAUGCGCCCAGGUCAGGGCUUAUCUUGUCAGGUGAGGGAAGAGUGGGGUGCUCUAACGUGCACGCCUGGUUGACUGUGUAUGAAGGAAAGAGUGCACAUUGACCGGGGAACACAAAUGUACCUCUGCGGCUACUGCCUAUGAAUUUGCCCAAAGAUUUGGAGUGUUUUAAAUGCAAAGUAAUACAAAAAAAACGGAGACAUACAGAUUGAUAUACAUUGUAACACACACACACACGCACACGCACACGCACACGCACACACACACCCCAAAGGACGGUGGCCAUUUUAAGUUCUUAAUAGAUGUUUAUUAUUUGAAUUUCAAUUUUUAUUCUCCGUUAGUAUAUAGCCGUCUCAUUUAAACUGCACUGGUUUCGCUUCUGAUCUAAAAAUUUUCCCAACUGUCAUGAUGGUAAUGAUGUUGUUUUCAUUUGUUUUCUUUGUUGAGUUGUAUAUUGCAUGUUCACACCAAUAAGUCAAUCGAUAAACCAGCUUCAAAACGUAUUUUGAGUCAAAAGCAUUUCAGGGUUCCGGCAGUGCCAACACUCUCCCGCAGCCUCUCUCUGUGUCGUUAGUAAGCCCUGUCCGGUGUCUGAUGAGUCAGAAGAACAAGGUCCAUUGAUACCAGGACUCUUACCCUAGAUAUUUCCAGAGUAUUCAAACUACUCCUUUAUGUUGAAGGUCUUUUCUGACCUCAGUGUUGGUAUUGCUGCUCGCUAGUUGGUCCAACGAUGCAUAACUUGUAACAUAUGAAAAACAUUUCAGAGGCCAUAUCUCUUAAUUGUACUGUACAGCAAGCACUUUAGAUGCAUAUGCCAGUAGGUUUUAGUUUUGUCAACCGAUAGUUUGUUAUGUACAAGUGUAUCUGUCGAAAAUGUACGCUGAGCUGUUGCUCCAAUGUCUCUUAUUUUGUCAGUAUACUUUUUGCAGGACUGGAAACGCAAUCAUUUUCAUGAAUAUAGUUUCUACAAUGUUGAGGCGCAGGAGAGUAUAUUGAGAAGUAGGUCACCUGAACUGUGUUUUCCAUGUCGAUACUCUUUGUGUAAUACAUGUUGUAAAGAUACCUUGGUAAAACCAGUAUUACAACUGUAAUUGAAUGCACAAAAAAGACUUUCCACAGUAAUCUUGAAAGAUAAAACCUUUGCUGUAUGAGAGAAAGUAGUUCUCGUUUGGCUCAGCGCAGUCCUGUUUUAGCAAUAAGUUUUCAAUCCCAUAAAAUGUAUGGAUCAUUAUCCAACAGCCAGCAGUGGGUAUUGAUCUUGUGUCUAUUUGUGUCUGUACUCUUCUUACCUGUAUGGGCAAAACGCUUAUGUGCCUUUUGUGAAAGCUUUUCAUGUGCAAGUCUCGACAUUUCAAGUGUUAAAAAAACUCAUUGGUACACGGUGGCCCACAUACUGCCAAAGAACAGCCAGGGCCAUUUUCCUUCAUUGAACUGUACUGUGGCUUAUAUGUCAACGCUCACGCCAGGUGUUUGAUGUAAACUAAGUCUGAGCCGGGGGCACACAGCGGCCCUGAUUUGCUGCUGGUCUCGUCUCCUGUUUUAAUAAUAUAUCUGAAAAAAGAGAAUACAGUGUACUAUUGUGUCAUAGCCGUUGUGGUUUUGUUCACAAACUAAAUGCUUUCGAAAUCAAUUGUAGAGGUACUGGUGUUUGAACUUUUGUGAAUGUCAAAAAAACAAUUGUACCCUUUUCUAAAAUUAAUAAUGAUCUUGCUGAAACAGAAAGCCGUCGCUGACGGCGUUCGCUAGAAUUUAAGUGUUUCCAUGUGAACGAUAUUCAACACCUACCCGACACACAAACACAGUUGGUAGAUUCAACCAUUGUUAAACAAUCACCUGGCAGUGAUUACCUUGAUGGAAAAAGACUACAGAUAUAUACAGAAAUAUAUUUUCUCUCUCUAAUGUUGGUUAUUACAAUUGACUGACACACACAAGGUCUCUACAGAAUCUACAUUUCAACCAACUUUCAAAACCUACUCCUCAAAUGAACAAGUGGCUUAGAAUCUCUUAGGCACUUGACAUUCAACACAUUCUGGUUAAAACAAUUACUGUAUGGAAAUACCAUUGGCACACCAGAUUAACGUGUACUUCUACUGUAAUGACUAUAAAAACAUUAUUUUUUUGUAAUAGAAGGCAAUAAAAAAAAAAAACUUAAA